AUGUCUGGAAAUAUCACACUCGUACAGUACAACUGCAGCUCCAUCAACCUGAGUUUUACGCACACCUUCCUGCCGCCUGUAUUCGUCAUUGUGUUCGUGGUUGGAAUGGUGUCCAAUAUCUGGGGGCUGAGAAGCGUGUACACCAGCUGGAAAAACAUUGGAAACAUUAACAUCUUCAUGCUCAACCUCGGCGUGGCGGACCUGCUGUACCUGUUCACCUUGCCGUUCCUCGUGUACUAUUACUCGGGCAACAGCCACUGGCAGUUCGGCCAGGCUUUCUGCAAGGUGACCCGCUUCUGCUUCAACCUCAACCUUUAUGGCAGCAUCGGCUUCCUCACCUGCAUCAGCAUCUACAGGUACCUGGGCAUCGUGCACCCCAUGAAAGUGAUGGGAAAAAUCACCAGCUGCCACUCUCUGGCUAUAAGCGCCCUGGUCUGGAUUGUGGUCAUUAUUCAGAUCCUCCCUGAUAUGUUCUUUGAAAAGAAUAAUCUAAAGUUACCAGAGUCGUGUUUUGACACAACCUCCGACGACAGGAUCAGAGAAUACCUGCAUUACAGCAUCGCAUGGACCGUCAUAGGGUUUGCUGUACCUCUGGUAAUCAUCCUGCUGUGUUAUGGACACGUUGUUGUGGUUCUUGCCACAAAAGCCAACAUUAACCCUCUGCUGAAGCAGCGCUGUUUGAAACUGGUCGUGAUUCUUGUGAUACUGUUCUCCGUCUGUUUCAUCCCUUAUCACGUGUUUAGAAAUGUUAAUAUGAAAACCAGGAUUUCGAAACUAGAUGGAGUUUGCCACGCCAGCUUCCGCAACAUCUAUAUAGCGCAUCAGGUCGGCAGAUGUCUGGCGUGCCUGAACAGCGCAAUAAACCCGCUCAUUUAUAUAGUUGGAAAUGAUGAUUUCCUCAUGAGGCUCCAUGAUCUCAGUAAGCGUGCUAGGAUGUCUGUGGUGGUCCUGACAGGCGCAGUCCUUUACCGCAGAACGGUGGAUGUGGAUUCACCUACAGACACUGGCGUCACCUCGGACCUGAUGAAAGGAUAA
Scomber scombrus (Atlantic mackerel) is the source of this 1035-nucleotide messenger RNA. RefSeq names its product P2Y purinoceptor 1-like. Lineage: Eukaryota; Metazoa; Chordata; Actinopteri; Scombriformes; Scombridae. The transcript has a single exon. Gene Ontology annotation, biological process: G protein-coupled receptor signaling pathway. Bases 1 to 1035 code for a protein of 344 amino acids. The record is from RefSeq and is a predicted model, not a curated record. Gene Ontology annotation, molecular function: neuropeptide receptor activity. Gene Ontology annotation, cellular component: membrane.